Messenger RNA from Cantharellus anzutake, 2393 nucleotides. RefSeq names its product glyoxal oxidase N-terminus-domain-containing protein. The coding region runs from base 26 to 2221 and encodes 731 amino acids. Lineage: Eukaryota; Fungi; Basidiomycota; Agaricomycetes; Cantharellales; Hydnaceae. The transcript is spliced from 7 exons. The record is from RefSeq and is a predicted model, not a curated record.
CACGACUCUCGUUAGCGCAAUGAUGAUGUUUCUCGGAAGUGAGGACAAGGUUUACAUUCUGGACAAGGUUGAAAAUAAUCCUCAACAACUCAAUGGCCGUUCGGCAUGGGCUGCUGAGUGGGACAUUCAAAGCAACACGGCAACUCCGAUGCCAGUCAUCACGAAUGCCUUUUGCGCCUCUGGGAUGCAUUUCCCUAAUGGCUCAUGGGUGACUUUUGGUGGGAAUGGGGCAAUUGGACCUGGAGGCAACAUCUCCGACGUGGUAGGGCCCACAGGGACAGGGUGGUAUUCUAGUGUCUACAAGGAUUACGAUGGCGGGGAUGCGAUCCGCAUACUUGACCCUUGUAAAGGAGGGCAGGAUAUCUCCCAGUGCCAAUGGAGUGAUAACGUCACCCAACUCAUGAAACGUCGUUGGUACUCGUCAGCUGAACCCCUCGCAGAUGGAACCAUUCUUCUCCUUGGAGGCUUCGUCAACGGUGGAUACAUCAACCGUAACUGGCCAGUCAUGAGCUCCGACCGUGGCACUCAAGGAGGUGCUGCGGAACCCACUUAUGAAUUCUAUCCGCCGUAUGCGGGCUACACUCCCCAGAUUUCUCAAUUCACCGUCAAUACCACUGGUCUCAACUCGUACACUCACAUGUUCCUUAUGCCCUCUGGUCUCGUCCUUCUCCAAGCAAAUUAUAGUACCACUUUAUGGAAUUACACAUCCAACCAGGAAUACCCCUUACCGGAUAUGCCUGGUCAAAUCGUCCGAGUGUAUCCAGCCUCAGGAGCGGUCGCCAUGCUUCCUUUGACCCCUGCAAACAAGUGGACUCCAACCAUUCUCUUCUGUGGUGGGACAUUCAUGAGGGACGAUCAAUGGGGAAACUACAGUUAUCCGAAUGCUGCUACGUGGAACAUCUCUGCGUCGAAUGAUUGCCAUCGUCUCACUCCCGAACCUACCGACGGCUCACCAGUACAGUAUGUGCAAGAUGACAAUAUGAUUCAGCCAAGAACCAUGGGCCAAUUUAUAGCGCUACCUGAUGGGACUUACCUUGUCAUCAACGGGGCUGUUAAUGGAACUGCGGGCUACGCCGAUCAAACUGGUACAACCCCUCAUAAUCAAAUGCCAUUCACGAUGAGUCUGGCAUCGGGGCCCGUCCUCCAGCCUGCGAUAUAUGACCCAAAUGCACCUGCGGGGUCAAGAUGGUCGAAUGCUGGGCUAGGCUCAUCCAAAAUACCAAGACUUUACCAUUCAACAGCUAUCCUCCUCCCGGAUGCGUCCGUACUGAUCGCAGGAUCAAAUCCUAACGUGGAUUAUAAUCCUAACGCAUAUUUCCCAACAACAUACGAUGCAGAGAUCUUUUAUCCGCGUUAUUUCAAUAGAUCGAAACCCACCAUACAUGGUGUCCCUACUUCGUUAGGUUAUGGUGGUGAUCCAUUCGACCUUUGGUUCGAUGCCAGCUCAUACACCGGGAAUGCCAAUGACAUCGCUGACAACACGACUGUCCGGUUCAUGCAACUCAAUAGCACCUAUACCGUCAGCGAUAACGGCACUGUAACACUCCACGUUGCACAACUCCCUCCUAGUCCCAACCUCAUUACUCCUGGCCCCGUUCUCCUUUUCGUUGUCGUUAAUGGCACUCCAAGUAACGGCACCAUGAUUACUGUCGGAACAGGUAAUUUCGGUGUCCAACCUACAAAACCAGCUAAAUCCCCCACUACGACUUCGGGAGGAUCAGGAGGAUCUUCUCCGUCAAGCCAGCACAAACUCUCGCUUGGAGUUGUCGCUGCUGCUGCAGCAGGGGGGACAAUCGUCCUUGCUGUUCUUGUGGCUCUCUUCCUUAUGUGCCGCAAGCGCAAGAAGGAACCUGGCCCUGAGUAUUCUGGUUCGUAUGGCGCCCUGUCCGCUGGUACACAAAUGGCAGCACUCAAGUCGGAGCAGCCUCGUGGUUCGGGUGCAUUCAUUCCUUUGCAACAGUACAACAACUCUGCAUGGAACGUUGACGACAACCAUUCAAUACAUUCCGAAUCCCGCAUGGACCUGCACGAGCCGCAGCUUCCUGCGGCCGGGGGCGAGAAGUAUCCAAUACACAUGGGGGCUGCUGGCGAUUAUGAAGCACCAAUCACGCCAUUGAAGAGUCCCUCGGGGGGGAGGAUCGAUUAUGACGAUUAUUAUGAUGACCCGCCACCGACCGCAUUGCGCUUCGGACACGAAGAUGGUACUGGGCGGGCUUCAUGAUCACAUUUCGAGUCGGACAGCUAUUGUUCUUUCUUGUGUUUCUUUUUUCCGUAUCUCGCUAAUACACGUUUUGCCAACCCAUGCUGGACAUACAAUACUUUAACUACCUGCCGACUUAUAUCUCUCCCCCACUCUUAUCGCCAACCUCCUUGGGUAUCGAUCAAUACACCUC